AUGCCCCCUCGCAAAUCGAAGGCGAAGGCCUCCGAGGACGAUGGAGAUCAACCUCCGGUGAGGCGAUCUGCGCGGACCCGGCGCUCCGUGGUUCCAGACGAUAUCGAGGAAGCCGAGGCCGAGCCUCCGAAGAAGAGAGCUCGGUCUUCAAGGGCGUUAGCAGCGACUACAAACAAUCAUGAAGGAGAGAAUAGCAGCGAAUGUGGAAAGGACUCGGACAGCGGAGUCAUCGCCGAUACGUGCGUAAAGGACCGAGCUCCCGAAACUCCUACAGAAUCCGAGAACGGAAGAGGACGUAAGGCCUCUGAACACAGAGACACUCCACAUCCUCCUCGUGGAGCCGUCCCGGGCCGUGGCCGCAAGAGGCGGGAAGCUAGCGAACCCGUAGUCGAUGAGCAGGACGAAAUGGAAAACGAGGGCGCGGCUAAGAAGUCAAAACUCGGUGAUUGUCUCGAUGGCAGCCACGACCGGAGAGCGAAGAAGAUUCCUAAUACAGAUGUCUGUGGAGCUCUCCCGGCUUCAACACCGAAACACCUCGACGAGCCUUCCUCGGACGCAAACAGAACACUCGAGAGCGUGUCGAAUGUCAAGCUCGAAAUGCCGCAAAGCGAAGAUACCAUAAACCGGGUCUCGGAUGGGAAGAUGGUGACGCCUACUAGAGCGAAACUUAGUAAUUCCUCUGCCAUGGAUCGGCUCGUCUCGGGGAAGACUCCCCGAAAUGAAUCGAACGUGGCCAAUGGCGAUAAAGACGCAACAAAGUUCAAGCCGCCGUCUGGUAAAUAUGAAGUGAACGGCAAAAUCGGAGAUUUAAGAAAGGACUUGACUGUGGCAUCAGCGGUGCUCGGGGACGACACCGGCCAGGCUUUAGAGUAUAUGAAGGCUCUGCUCGGCAAGCUCGAGAAUCCCGACAUUGUGGCAACGCAAAAAAGCACCUCAGCGGCCCUGCGCGUCGCUGAAUCGUGUGGCUACAAAGUUCACGGUGAUGGGCCCACUCGCUUGCUUGUGAGAGAGAGGGGAUCUGCUGCAACGCCGAGCCGUAUCGAGAUCAAAGAGCCUUUCGAGACUCAAUCGCUGAUUUUGUUGGCACUACAUGAACUUGAGGAAGUCACUUCGAAGCCCAAUAGGAAGAGAGUUGAAGAAUAUCUGAGAGCGUACUGCACGCCAACCGAUGAGUUCACGGUAUUCACCUUGGGCGUCGACGGCAAGAUCACAACGCUUGUCAAUGUACAAAUGGAAAGCAAAAAUUCUGCUGUGUCGUCUCUGCUCAUCGGCUGCCUGAUGCGGAAGCUGGAAUCACGGCCACAUGCUUUUAUCUUGACCGGCUAUAUGCCCUUCGUUAGACCUGGCACCCCCGCGUAUGAACUCCUUAGGGACGGUUACUUUGGAAACCGCUCCAUAGAUGCCCUGCAGAGAAUGAGAGACAUCAAACUCGAUGACGAAGACGAACGCGACAAAGGACUCAUUGAUUUCUUCUGGAGGGCAUAUCAGCACACCCGUCCGUGGAUGCGGAGCGUAUAUGAGACUGUCUUGAAUGAUGAGAGUGUUGUUUCUGUAACGGGCCGGGCUGUCAUCUGGCACUCGACCGAAGGAGUUGAGGCGGUCCGAGUCCUGAAUGACGCUUCUAUUGUCAAAGCAGAUUUAGCUAUCAAGACAUGAACGCAUUACUCUCUACAUGAUCAAGAAGUCGGCGUCACUUAUCAAUAGCCUCGUUCGUCGCUCAUCAAAUUAUCGGGUCACCAACGAUUGUAUGUAGCAUAGCGUCUGUAGUGUUAUGAGGAACCAUCCUUCGAACUUCGGCAGUGCUCGCUUGUCGCGGUCUUCACCGACCGAGGGAAAAUCGUGAUGGAAACGAGCUCAAAUUAGAAAGCUGCCCACCGUCAUCAACUUGAGUGCUCGUCAUCUCUGGACGCCAGGAGAGAACCUCGACGGUGAAAGAAGUCGGGAAACCGAUUCGCAAAGCCCUCCCAAAACCUUCUGUAAACACGUCACGGUAUCAUGUUGAGCAGUCAUAUUGUUGAGCGUUCCUGAAUCGAA
Galendromus occidentalis (western predatory mite) is the source of this 2034-nucleotide messenger RNA. RefSeq lists its product as uncharacterized. The record is from RefSeq and is a predicted model, not a curated record. Lineage: Eukaryota; Metazoa; Arthropoda; Arachnida; Mesostigmata; Phytoseiidae. Bases 1 to 1656 code for a protein of 551 amino acids. The transcript is spliced from 7 exons.